Molecule: messenger RNA, 2727 nt
Organism: Chanos chanos (milkfish)
Lineage: Eukaryota; Metazoa; Chordata; Actinopteri; Gonorynchiformes; Chanidae
Gene: gaa
Product: alpha glucosidase
Exons: 19
Coding region: 1-2727 (908 amino acids)
Biological process (GO): lysosome organization; glycogen catabolic process
Cellular component (GO): lysosomal membrane
Molecular function (GO): alpha-1,4-glucosidase activity; carbohydrate binding
Source: RefSeq, a predicted model, not a curated record
AUGUUUAAGGCAAACGCCCACGAAGAUAUAGAUUUGAGAUCGCGUACUGACCCUAAAAAGAGGGAUCAGAUGCAGAAUAACAUGAAGAGUUCCUCAAGUCUAUCCAGCAACUCUGAAUGGAAUUCGGAACUCAGUUUCAGAACUUUAAAAAAUGGUAAGUGUGAGAUAGCUGAUGAGGAUCGAUUUGACUGCGCUCGUGACCGUGCUCUUAGUAAGGCUGCGUGUGAGGAGAGAGGUUGUUGCUAUAUUCCUCUACCGCAGUCACGUUUUGGAGGACCGCCUUGGUGUUUCUAUCCUCCCUCUUAUCCUGGCUACAGAAUGGGGCCACUGGCUCCCACACCCCGUGGCCAAGCAGCUAACCUCACACGUCCCGUACCAUCUUACCUUCCUGGAGAUAUCUCCGUCCUGCAAAUGGAGGUCAUGGCAGAGACAGCAGGACGACUACACAUCGCAAUUAGGGAUCCUCUCUCUCCACGAUAUGAGGUUCCUCUUCCUGUGGAUAAACCAAGGGAAGGCUUUGACGUGCAGAAUGCCCUCUACAGCAUAGAGUUUCAGCCACAUCCUUUCGGGUUCAUAGUGCGGCGUAAAUCCAAUGGCCGAGUACUUCUAAACACCACAGUUGGACCUCUCCUGUUUGCUGACCAGUACCUACAGCUCUCCACCUCCUUAGCCUCAUCAGUGGUGUCUGGGCUUGGGGAACACUACACACCCCUUGUCUUGGACCUUAACUGGACCUCUGUCACUCUGUGGAACCGAGAUAUGGCGCCUCAUGGCAGUGCCAACCUCUAUGGCUCCCACCCCUUUUACCUAGUGCAGGAAGGAGAUGGCCAGGCCUAUGGAGUCUUUCUCCUCAACAGCAAUGCUAUGGAGGUGGUGCUGCAGCCCACUCCAGCACUCACAUGGAUUACCACUGGUGGGAUUCUGGACCUCUACAUCUUCUUAGGCCCAGACCCACACAUGGUAAUUCAGCAGUACCACCGGGUUAUUGGGUAUCCCAUGAUGCCACCUUACUGGUCACUGGGCUUCCACCUCUGCCGCUGGGGUUACACCUCCACCAAUGCCACAAGAGCUGUCGUCCAGCAAAUGCGCCAAGCCAAGUUUCCCCUGGAUGUGCAGUGGAAUGAUCUUGAUUACGCUGACAAGCGGAGAGUUUUCACCUUUGACCCUCUGCGAUUUGGAGACCUGCCUCAGAUGGUGAGGGAGUUCCACCAGCAGGGCUUGAAGUAUGUGCUUAUCUUGGACCCAGGCAUCAGUAGUACGAGUCCUCCAGGCACCUACAAACCUUUUGAUGAAGGCCAACGGAGGGGUGUGUUUAUCAAGAACUCCACCGGACAGACUCUUAUCGGAAAGGUUUGGCCAGGACCCACAGCGUUCCCAGACUUCACUAAUCCACAGACAAGGAGUUGGUGGGAAGACUGCAUUCGGGACUUCUAUGAGAGAGUACCUGUGGAUGGCCUAUGGAUAGACAUGAAUGAGCCGGCUAGUUUUGUUCAGGGCUCUGUGGAUGGUUGUCCAGACACUGACCUAGAGAAACCUCCCUUUGUUCCAGGUGUGAUAGGAGGACAGUUAAACUCAGGCACCCUGUGCAUGUCCAGCCUGCAGAACUUCUCCACUCAUUACAAUCUCCACAAUCUCUAUGGACUGACUGAGGCUGUUGCCACCCACAGUGCUCUGCUGAAAGUGAGGGGAACCCGGCCCUUUGUUCUGUCCCGCUCCUCGUUUCCUGGCCUGGGCCGUUUCUCUGGCCACUGGACGGGGGAUGUGCGCAGUGACUGGGAACAGCUGCGAUAUUCCAUCCCAGCUGUGCUGCUGUUUGGGCUGUAUGGGGUACCUCUGGUGGGGGCCGAUGUGUGUGGCUUUGGAGGAGACACCACUGAGGAGCUGUGUGUGCGCUGGACUCAACUUGGUGCCUUCUACCCUUUCAUGAGAAACCAUAACGACAGGCCAAACGCCCCCCAGGAGCCCUAUGUGUUUGGGCAGGAGGCCCAGGCAGCCAUGCGAAAUGCCACGAUGCUGAGAUACUCCCUCCUUCCUUUCCUCUACACACUCUUCCAUUACGCCCAUACCUCAGCACACACUGUUGCUCGAGCCCUUUUUGUUGAAUUUCCCUUUGACCCUCAUUGUCAGACCAUAGACAGGCAGUUCUUAUGGGGCAGUUCCCUGCUCAUUAGUCCUGUCCUGGAACAAGGAACAGUAGAGGUGGCUGCCUAUCUGCCUGCAGGGACGUGGUACAGUCUACACAGUGGGCAGCCAUACUACAGUAAAGGGCAAUAUCUAGUCCUCCCUGCCUCGUUAGACACCAUCAACGUCCAUGUGAGGGAAGGACACAUCAUUCCACAGCAGGUUCCCGCCCUGACGACUGCCGUUUCACGUACUAACCCUUUCCUCCUGACGGUGGCGCUAUCUUCUGAGGGUUGGGCGAAAGGGGAGCUGUUCUGGGAUGAUGGGGAGAGUCUGGAUACUUUUGAGAGGGCGGAUUACUCACGCGUCAUCUUUAUCGUUUCACCGUCCAAGUUGGUGAGUGAGCCAGUGAUAUUGAAUGGAGCUUUAGAUGGGUUGGUCGUGAGUGAGGUGCGUGUUUUUGGAGUGCCAACCCCACCCACAGCUGUCUGGGCGAAUGGGCAGAAAGUAAAGGACUUCACCUAUCACUCUGAAACCAGGCUUUUCACAGUGUCUGGCUUGGCCCUACCUAUGACAGAGGUGUUUACGGUCCAGUGGAGCCUGUAA